Molecule: messenger RNA, 717 nt
Organism: Vigna unguiculata (cowpea)
Lineage: Eukaryota; Viridiplantae; Streptophyta; Magnoliopsida; Fabales; Fabaceae
Source: RefSeq, a predicted model, not a curated record
AAUAAAUUCACCACUACACAAACACUUCACACACCAAAACCCUAGCAAGAGUCUUUAACUUUAUCCAUGGCCAGCACCGAAUUCAGGUUGGUUUCACCAGCAAUUGACAAGGAAGGGAACAGAAAACUACCCAGAUACUGCACCCAAGAAGGUCUUGGCUCAAAGUGGAACAUUUCUCCCCCACUGGAGUGGCACAACGUGCCUCCCAAAACCAAGAGCAUGGCCCUUGUGGUGCAGGACAUUGAUGCGGUGGAUCCGACGGGUCACCCGGUGGCUCCCGCCCACUGGGUGGUGGUGAACAUUCCGGUGAGCGUUAAAGGACUUCCUGAAGGGUUCUCUGGGAAGAAGGAGGAACUGGGUGGAGAGUAUGAGAACAUUGAAGAAGGGGUUAACGAUUGGAACGUACGUGUUUGGCGAGGUCCCAAAGUUCCUAACUAUGAGGAUAGGUUUGAGUUCAGACUCUAUGCCCUCGAUGAUCACAUGCACUUCGAUAAUCAGGUGAUUUUGCAGGUGACGAAGACGAAGCUUUUGGAUGCAAUAGCUGGGCAUGUAGUAGGAGAAGCAGUUUUUACGGCUACUUUCUAGCCGAUGCACUGAGAUCUUAAUUUGGUGAUAUCAAAAUUCAUCAAAAACAACGGUUACAUGUAUUGAUACAGCAUUUAUAUAUAAAUAAAUAUAUAAAUUAGCUAAAUAAAGUUUUUCUUUUCCUUUUUAUUA